Chara braunii is the source of this 3058-nucleotide messenger RNA. The record is from the annotation of a GenBank genome assembly. NCBI's taxonomy places the organism in Eukaryota, Viridiplantae, Streptophyta, Charophyceae, Charales, Characeae.
GGGACGACCCGGUGUGGCAUUUCGUGGCCAGAGGGCGUUAUUUGGAUGGGUCGACGGCGGCGGGCAGGAAGAGCGGUCGUCGAUGCCUGUGCAGGUUGUGCGGGCGCUAAAGCCGCCCAGAAGCACUUCUCGAAGAGCGAGAAGUUCCGAUGUGAGGCAGCCACUCCUGCUGUGUGGAAUGUGAUCUGGUCGAAGGACAUGACAAAAUGUCCAAAGGAGUUCGCGUCGGCCAUAGAAACGUUGCAGAGCCACUUGCUAGGUCAUCCGAGCUUGCAGUGGCCACCUCUUCGAUUCCCCGAGGACGCAGUGCCGCCGCUGGUUCCUCCCACCGCCCCUUCUGGAGCGGUCGCAUCGCCCAAUUCUGGGGCUCCGACCAUUCGAGUCACAGUACCGCGUCCUGCAACAACAGUUGCAACACGACCGGCAGCCCCGCCAUCUGCGCCGCUGGCUGGGACACGAGGUGCUCGCGAUGUGGGAGUUGGUCGUUCCACGCCAGCCAACGAGCCCCCGCCUCUGAGGGAUGGUGUGGGCUCUGUGGCAUUUGACGAGGAGAGCACACGUGCAUUUAUUGAGAGUCGCAGGUGGGGGGGGAGUGCCGGCAGUUCAGCACCCGCGCUCGCCCCUGUUUUCAGGAGUGCUAGGCAGUCAGAUGCCGCACGGGGUGGUACUACGGUGGCACCUGGCGCAUCACCCCGCAGUUCGUCGGAGCACCCCUGGCUGCCACCGCCAUCGUCGAGAGCGGCGCAGCGUCCAGUGGUGGAUCAUGGGGUGCCUGCCGAGGAGGUCCCCGCUCCGGUGUCCGAUUCAUCGUCGACCCCUGUUCCGACAACCACGGGCGGUGGUCGGUCUGCCCCACAACCUCCACCCGUGUUGACCGGAACGUUAGACCCUUUGCAGCGCAUUCGUGACCUUGCAGUCGCCCAGAGCGCGACACCUGUGAGCCCUGGCGGGUUGUUGGAUGCUGGGGUCCUCGGCGGGAGAGCUACGAUGGGACGAUGUCGGGGCACUUACAGGCAGCAAGCCGUCACGUCAUAUUAUUCGGACCCUUUGGAGCGCGCAUGGCAUCUGCAAAUCAUGCGGUUCAUCGUCGAGAGCGGGAUGCCGUUCAACAGCACGAAGCUUGAAAGCUUCAAACGUAUGUUCACGAUGAUAAUCCCGCUAGGGGUUCCAAGGGCGCCCGCGCCUAGACUUCCCUCGUACCACAUGCUGCGCACGACCCUUUUGGACGAGCUAGAUGGUGAGGUCCAGAAGCGUGUUCGGCCGGUGCUUGACACGUCGAGAGAGACCGGUUGCACAAUCAUGACCGAUGGUUGGACCAACAUCCGUGGUCAGACGUUGUGCAACUACCUUGUUGGUACAGAGAUCGGGGUGGUGUAUGUGUCCACCGACGUCAUGCGCGGCAAAAAGGACGCCAGUGCCCUCGCGAACGCAUGGUUGAAAAGGGUGAAGUCCAUGGACGUUCAAUUGAGCGACAUCACGGCGUUCGUGACGGACUCCGCUGGGGUGAACGUCGCGGCGAUGGAGGCAUUCCAAAAAGAUGAAAGCGUGAAACACAUGUUCUGGAUUCCUUGCGUCGCCCACAUCAUGGAUCUCAUUCUCGAGGACAUCGGCGGGAUUGAUUGGGUGGCUUCCCGCAUUUCUCAAGCGAGGCUGGUUACAAGGUUCUUCAAGCGCCAUGGACAUGCGAGAGAGGUUCUUGAGGCGCACUCGAUGAAGACUCUUCUGCUACCGGCGGAGACGCGUUUAGGCACGAACGUCAUCAUGAUGGAGAGGCUGCGGCCAAUUUUCGGUCCUCAAAGAAGGCGAAGUUCCCUCACACGGCCGUGUUUGCAGGCAGGAUCCUUCGUAUAUGGGCGACCGCCUCACCGUGCGAGAGAGCGUGGUCUCGUUGGAGCUUCAUUCAUUCGAAGUCUCGCAACAGGUUGGAGGUUCCCCGGGCUGAGAAGCUUGUGCGGUGCCACUGGAACCUCAGGCUACUCGAUCGACCUUCGUUGUGCGACGAUGGUGUUGGAGAGAGGCCCGACGUCUUCGGGAAAUGGGUGCAUUAUUGGCAGGCCGUGGAUGACGAGGCAGUCGUGGACCAGCAGCUCGUCAGAGGCACCGGUGUUCUGGCGAAGCGGGUGCCGUGGCGAUAGGGUUGACGAGCGUGUGGACGACGAUUUUAUGCCCCGUGGUCGCUACGUUUUGAAGCGGUUGAGACACGGGGGUAGGCGGGAUGACAGUAUUGCGUCUCGUGUACGCAGACGUCGUGUCCACAUUGCGAUCGACCCGGUUGCCGUGUCAGAGGACGAGAUGGGAGAUCCUUCCAACGAGACGCAGCGCGACCCGGUUCAUGCAGAGGAGCUAGCCUCGAACACUGAUGUGAUAGUGACGGAGGAGGAUACAGGGUUCAGGAUCACUCAUCCCCGGUCGCCAGCGCCGGUUGUUGGCAUUGAGGAGGAGACGGAGUUCGGAGGACCCAGUCCACUCCGCCAAGCGCAGACUCGGUGCACUCCAGCAGGCGCCCCAAUCCACUCCACAGGAGCGGGUUUGGAGGACGGCGAGGCACGACGUGAGCCGCCUCCUCACAUGAGUGACGGCGGUCUAGAGGAGGGAGAGGUUGCACCCACUCCCACUUGUGGAAAGGACGGGGAGGACGAACGUCCUCCGACGGACCACCACGUUGGCCUCGACUGCCCGCCCGACAGUCUUCCGCCCAYCGACGAGCUAUUCACCAUGGAUUCCGCCUUGGCAUCUCUGCCCGAUAUAUCGCUACUGAUAUCUCCCACUUUGCCGGUUGUGGCACCACCGGAGCCUGCUAGAUGAGAUGACGCACGUCGUGACAGAGGGUUCGACGAGUUCGGCGGCGACACGAUACUGCAUCCUCCAGAGUCCGGCACUCCCGCCAUUUUUCAUGUCGGUGCACCGUGGGCGGUGGAGCAGGGGUUGGCGGAGGAGGUAGCACCGAACCGUCGUGGUGGACCGCACGUUGCAGCUCAAUGAAGUCUGGAAGGUUCACUAGAGGCAGCGCCAGGAGAUUUUUUGGCGCAGGGGGGUCAUGGUUCGCAGCUGUUAUCGG